AUGGCUGCCGGCAAUGAGACUGGAUCCGCUGCCAUCUUUGUUCUUAUGGGCCUCUCAAAUGUUCCUCAUCUUCAAGCUGUGUCCUUCAUAAUCUUUCUCAGUAUUUACCUCCUCACCCUGGUGGGCAAUAUGAUCAUCCUCUCUGCUAUUGUCUCAGACCGCCGUCUGCAUAACCCCAUGUACUUCUUUCUAUCCAACCUGUCGAUAUUAGAGAUGUGUUACACAUCUGUCACCAUACCCAACAUUCUCACUAACAUCGUUCGGGGAAGUUAUACCAUCUCGUUUGCCGCUUGCAUUUGUCAGGUGUAUCUGUUUACAUUGUGCGCUACUACAGAGUGCAUUCUCCUCGCCAUCAUGGCCUUUGACCGCUACGUGGCCAUUUGCAUCCCACUGAGAUACAGAAACAUCAUGAAACCUUCACUGUGUCUUCAGCUCUCAGCUUCGGCUUGGUCUGGUGGUAUCAGUAAUUCCAUCAUCCAAAGCCUCCCGACUUCCCUGCUACCAUUCUGUGACCUUAACCAGAUCAACCGCCUUUACUGCGAGGUCCAGCCGCUGCUCCAGCUGUCGUGCAGUGACACAUCCAUUAACAAGAUUCUGACUUCGGUCUCGGCCUUGAUAUUUGGAGUUGGAUUUAUGUGCUUCAUCUUGGUUUCUUAUGUAUUUAUAAUUGCAGCCAUUCUACGGAUCCCGUCCUUGACUGGCAGGAUGAAGGCCUUCUCCACCUGCAGCUCCCACAUCACUGUGGUCACCCUGUAUUAUGGAGCGCUUAUCUUCAUGUACUUGAGGCCAACGUCAGACACCUCCCUGAGUAUAGACAGUGUGAUAUCUGCCGUUUAUUGCAUGGCCAUCCCUGUGUUAAACCCCAUCAUUUACAGCCUAAGGAACAAAGAGGUCAAGUCUUCCAUAUGGAACAUUGUAAAGUACAAAAUGAUAAACAAAACGUGA
Pelobates fuscus (common spadefoot toad) is the source of this 945-nucleotide messenger RNA. RefSeq names its product olfactory receptor 5A2-like. Gene Ontology annotation, molecular function: odorant binding; G protein-coupled receptor activity; olfactory receptor activity. Gene Ontology annotation, biological process: G protein-coupled receptor signaling pathway. Gene Ontology annotation, cellular component: membrane. NCBI's taxonomy places the organism in Eukaryota, Metazoa, Chordata, Amphibia, Anura, Pelobatidae. Bases 1 to 945 code for a protein of 314 amino acids. The transcript has a single exon. The record is from RefSeq and is a predicted model, not a curated record.